AUGUCUACGUCAGGUCAAAUCCACCACGGAUCGAAAUUCAACUCAGGGAACAACAGCCGUCCGUCGAGCAAAGAUGGAUCAAAGAAGAACAUUUGGUCUUCUUUGCUAGAUAGUGUCGCGAAUGGAAAGCGCCUUCCCGAAAAGAACCUCCUGAUUCUAGGAGGUACUCCUGAGAGUCAGAGAGAAUUUCUAGAAACAUUUUCUGCGGAUACAUCGGACCCCAACUUGUCGAACGAACAAAGAAAAGGAAGAAUUCCACCUGUCGCCAACCAGUUCGCCUUGGGAUACACAUAUCAGGAUGUACUAGAUGCUGAUCACGAAGAUACGUUGGCACGCGUCUCUGCAUAUUUACUUUCCGAACCUUCCCUAUCUUUUGCGCCUCUCCUCAAACCUCUCCUGACCCACCGCUCGAUCCCAGAAACUCUGGUCGUCAUUCUUCUAGACUGGUCGGAUCCUUGGACUUGGAUUCGGCAGCUUAGAGAAUGGGUCCGUCUCUUGCGACAUGUCCUAGUUUCCCUCGAUGAUGAGACGAAGAUUGUGAUGGAGGAAACAAUGACAGAGUGGAGAGAUAGGAAGAGAGGAAUGGAUGCAAGCUCGGCAGGUGCCCAAGGUCUAACUAGCUCAGGAGGCCCGGUAACUAUACCUUUAGGACCCGGUGAAUGGGACGAAGGACUUGGGGUUCCCAUGUGUGUGGUUUGCCAAGGGGCAGAUAAGAUUGAAAAACUGGAAAGAGACCAUGGCUGGCAUGAAGAACAGUUCGACUUCAUCCUCCAAUUUCUGAGAACUAUCCUUCUUAAACAUGGCGCAUCUCUUAUCUACACCACGCCGUUCCUUGCCAACUCCCUCCAAAGUCUACUACAUUCAUCUCUGGGAAUACACUCACUCCUGAAGAGACAAUCACUCAAACAUAAUGUGAUCGAUAGGGAUAAGAUUCUGGUUCCAGCGAACUGGGAUUCGUGGGGUAAGAUUCGCAUUAUCAGAGAAGGGUUCGACAUGGAAGGAGUGUCAACCGCAUGGUCAAUUGAGAUUCAGGAUCUCCCGGAGCCACUGACGAACGGCCCGCGCAAUCAGAAGGCCGACGACGAUUCGCAAGCCGGAAUGGAUGACGGCACAAGUGCUGUGGCAAUAUUUGAGCAAACAAUCACAGAUCCCAAGUGUGGUACUUCCAUGGCGCGUCCAGGUAGCCAACAAAGCAAGAAUAAGAUUGAAGUCGAAACCACCGACAUGCAGAAUUUCCUCUCCAAACAACAAGAGCUCCUGGAACAACUGAAAAUCGAAGACGAAAAAGAUCGCACAACCAAGAAAACACCUCAGCUGGAGAUGUCGCCGCUUGAAGAUAACGGCCGCGUCAACGAGCAUAUUGGGCCCGUGCAAUUCAACAUGGGAGGCAUCCAGGUGGAUGCUGACGAUAUGUUGCGGAAACUUAAGGAGAGAGAGGUAAAUCGAUCCCAGAGAAAGGACACGAUUUCAUCACCCGGCGAUGAAAAGGCUCACAAUCAGGCCCUGGCGAAUUUCUUCGCGGGAUUGGUCAAGAAACCAUCUGGAAGUCCCCGGGGAAGUCCAUCGGCGUAG
This is a messenger RNA of Aspergillus tanneri, 1572 nucleotides long. Its product is annotated as dynein family protein. Lineage: Eukaryota; Fungi; Ascomycota; Eurotiomycetes; Eurotiales; Aspergillaceae. Gene Ontology annotation, cellular component: cytoplasmic dynein complex; centrosome. The transcript is spliced from 6 exons. The record is from RefSeq and is a predicted model, not a curated record. Bases 1 to 1572 code for a protein of 523 amino acids. Gene Ontology annotation, molecular function: dynein heavy chain binding. Gene Ontology annotation, biological process: microtubule cytoskeleton organization; microtubule-based movement.